UGGAAGAGAAGUAGAAAAUGACAGGCAUUACAGCAGGGCUUAUAUAACUCGGUGGCGUGACUCAGAACCAAAGAACCGACCGAGUCAACUCACCGACCCAAGCGAGUCGUUUUGUUCUGGCAUUUCAUCAAACAGCUAGAGAGCAGAAGCUGGAGGAGAAGAAGAAGAUUACAAUAACGUCGCUCUCGAGGAAGCACUCCGAAGCUCCCGCCACCCUUUUCAUACUCUAGCUACAACUUCCAAUAAAAAGACUAAAAUACCCCGAGGUCAUUUUCGUAAUUUACGAAACCCCCCUUUCUCCCUUCUCUACAAGCCCUAUUCGCCCUCGGAGAUGUUCAAUUCCUCUUCUAUUUCAUCUUUCUCCAGUUGGGCUUGUCGUAAAUAAUCCAAACUCUGUUCUUGGAUUGCUUGGGUUGUCAGAUAAUAGGAUUUUCCUCAGUUGGAUUUGAUUAGAUUUUCAUUUUUUACUGUAUCUGUUUGAAUAUUUUUUUCUUUUUCUUUUUAAAUUUCCGAGGGUUUUUAGAGAAUGGAACCGACGGACAUCGUCGGGAAGUCGAAAGAGGACGUCUCGUUGCCGAAAGGUCCUACUGGAAAGCUAUUGUGUGUUACUUUGGACAGAAAAGCAUUCCACCUUUCCUACUUUCCUAGGUUGAUGAAUAGCUUAAAAGAAGGUUUAUUUUGGGUAUUAAUAUCAAUGAGGUGGUGGAAAUGUUUCAAGCAAACAUGCAUUCCCCACCUUUUUUGGACAGAAUAGGCAAAACAUACUCGAUUUGGCUAUGUUCUAUGCUAGCAGGUGGGAUGGAUGAAUCGUCUGGGGCUCCGCCAAUACCUGGUGCAUCUAAUUCUCAAGUUGAAAGUGGUGGUGGAAUAGUUCAUGCAACUAUGUUUAAGAUCAUUAAGGAGAUGCUGCCACCAGAUGUCCGAGUUGCAAGAGAUGCCCAAGAUCUUCUCGUUGAGUGUUGUGUAGAGUUCAUCAACCUUGUUUCGUCGGAGUCUAAUGAAGUAUGUAGCAAAGAGGAAAAAAGAACAAUUGCACCUGAACAUGUUCUCAAGGCUCUAGAGAUUAUCAACUCAAACAGGAGUCCAAGUUCACAAGACUCCUUUGCCAAGGUGCAAAUAGCACUGCAGCCAACCACCUGACAGUACCACCCUUUUAGAUUUUGCAAUUUUCAUUUAAUAUCACUGUGAAAACUACCCUGUCAUUUGGACCCGCAGAAGGAUUUCACAAGUACCUCAACUGUUACUGCCACCAACAGCAAUCCUGUUGGUUCCAACUGCCUAUAUUCUUUCAUCUACCCACCCAAGAACUAGCUCCAACAUGCACCUCCCCUCCAUGUUUGCAUCACACUGAUGGCAUGACUCACAUUCAUAUGAAAGCCAAAAAAAAAAGAAAGGAAAAACCAUAGAAGUUGUUCAGACCUUUUGGAGGACGGAAAUCAUAGGUUUGCCACAGCCCGUGACAAUUGAUCCUUGAUUAUAAAUCCAUAGGAUUUUGUGGAUUUUGUUUGCAUAAGCUGCCCACUUGUGCCCUCCCGAGUUCUCUUUUUCUUUCCUUCAAUCUUUUCAAAGUAUGGAGGGGAUAAGGAAGCUAUGAAUCUAGGAACAUAGCAAACCUCUGAUUGCUUGACCAUGUCCUAGUUGCUUAACUUCGGUCUUGUUUAACAGAAAGGCCUAAUGAGUAAGGGGCACAUUUCAGUGUUACCGGGCAGAUGUUGGAUCCAGUGAUGCGUCCAUAGAAUCGUACCCGUACAUAAGAUGCGUCACCUCAGAAAACCUGCAGAUACCAAAAAUCAGACCGAUCCAAAACUUGGAUGGGCCACAGCACAGGGAACAAAUUGAGAGGGUACACUCACUAUUGAUUAGUGUGCGGGGCCCCCCGUGUUGUGCAUAUAUAUAUGAAAGAAAGGCAGAAAUAAGAAAGAGAUUAUUCCCCGAGAGCUUCUCCAGUAACAGAAAUGCCCCACACUAUCCCUCAGUGAUGACACUUCCGGAGUUGCGAGCCUUGGGCUUCCUGACUCCCUCAGCGAACUAUCAGUUCGUGAACUCAAUCUGGGUGACUCCAUUGGUCUUGAGUCCCUAGCAACAGGAAUUUCCUCCUGUUCUUGGAACAACGCUCACAUCAUUGUGUCUAAGAAUUCUGUAUCUGGUAGUACCUCUUUCUCAGUAGACCACCAUGACUAGGCAUCGUCAAAUACAACGUGCCGAGAGAUAUACGCUUUCUUGGUAGUAGGAUCCACACGCCUCCACCCUUUCUUUUGCUCAUCGUAGCUGAUAAAGAUGCACCUCAUAUAUGUAUAUAUAAUAUCAUAUAAAAUCAAGGCCAUUCAGACCCUUCAUACAAAUGAAGGGUCAUACCAAGAUUCAGACUGUCUUGCGACUCAGGUGGACCCCUGUAGAAUUCAAGGGUGGGUGUUCCC
This is a messenger RNA of Magnolia sinica, 2417 nucleotides long. Its product is annotated as protein Dr1 homolog. The record is from RefSeq and is a predicted model, not a curated record. The transcript is spliced from 5 exons. The coding region runs from base 709 to 1140 and encodes 143 amino acids. NCBI's taxonomy places the organism in Eukaryota, Viridiplantae, Streptophyta, Magnoliopsida, Magnoliales, Magnoliaceae. Gene Ontology annotation, molecular function: protein heterodimerization activity.